Molecule: messenger RNA, 756 nt
Organism: Trypanosoma cruzi
Lineage: Eukaryota; Euglenozoa; Kinetoplastea; Trypanosomatida; Trypanosomatidae
Exons: 1
Coding region: 1-756 (251 amino acids)
Source: RefSeq, a predicted model, not a curated record
AUGGCAGCACUUGAGUCAUUAAACUUUAAUGCUGAAACGGCCAUCCAUUACAUACAUUGUGUUCUCUCCAAUGUUCCGAUGACGUUGGCGUUGUCAGAGGUGGCACCCAUGGUGGUGCCGAACCCAGAGAGCCCUAUUGUGAAGGAACUGGAGGCCAUUGGAUGCCGUAUUGUUCCGCAUCAACUUAACAUGUUUAAGGAGCCGCUUGAACGAAAAUUUGGAUUUGUUAAUUUUUUUAUCCAUGAAUCCUCGCGGGCCGAAAGUCAAGGGAAGGUGCAUGAGCUGGUGCUGCGGUGGAUCAGUCGGGAAUUGGCUGACCAGCUGGCAUCUGUUAAUGUAAGCGUCACUUUGGGGCAGCCAAAUGAAUGCUACUCGGCCGUUCCAUUUCUUCGGGCACUGCAUGAAGAGUGUUCCUUUUUGGAUGCUAGCAAAGUACGUGAUUCGAAGAAGUUGGAAACAUUUUUGCUGUCAAAGAUUCACUUUGAUGAUGCUGGGUCAAAUUUGCACAAAAACAACGGGGUUGAUGGGGUUGACGCUGAGGAGAAAAAAAGGGGGGAUGGCGCCCGUAGGGCUGUUGGCUCGUUUCGUAUAUCUUCUCUGGGUUGGAAGGAAUUGUUGUGGCUUAGUCGUGGGCACAGCGGUCUGCCGCCCAUUCUGAUCACAAACGGGAAUAUUAGCACGGCAACAUGCGACCAAGAAGCGCUUCGCAUCUUUUUUGAGGGAGCGCUCUUUCCACUUAUAAGAGUUCUUCCAUGA